This is a messenger RNA of Paramacrobiotus metropolitanus, 529 nucleotides long. RefSeq lists its product as uncharacterized. Lineage: Eukaryota; Metazoa; Tardigrada; Eutardigrada; Parachela; Macrobiotidae. The transcript has 3 exons. The coding region runs from base 110 to 523 and encodes 137 amino acids. The record is from RefSeq and is a predicted model, not a curated record.
GGCUGUUUCCAUUAUCGCAACUUAUCAUUAAGUGUAGGGAGUAAGCACCCAUAUAUAUUACAUCCAAUCUUCUAUAUUCACUCAUAAAAGAAAAGCAUUUCAAUCUGCCAUGAUUUCCGGGAAAGUUAUCGCGUUGUUGCUGAUCGCCAGAUUUGCUGUCGCACAAAACGACGUAAAGUGCACCCCGGAUGGAUGGAGAGCGAUUGGUAAAAACGGUAUGUGCGUGAGCACAGAUGACCUUGACGCCAAAUGUUCCGACAAGGAAGUCAGUGCAUCCCGAGUGGAUUGUAUGGGUUUCGAUGGCGCAUGGUGCUGUUACGUGCCCUUACCAAAAGCCAACUCGGCCAUGAAAGUCAAUGUCAAGCAGGCCAUGGCCCCGUCGGCUGGCUCAUACAAUUAUGGCACCACCUCUGUGGUGACUGUGCCACCGCCACCUCCUCCCCCAACCACCGCUUAUACUCCAGCACCGCCAGCGAGCACGACCACCCCGGCGCCCCCGCCACCCACCACCACUACCCCAUGACCCGCC